ACUGUCCCGGCUGCAUCGCAAGAACAUGAUACAUUGCUGGUUUACGCCAAGAGCCGUGACAUCCUAACAGACAGUGAACCAAAGCAGGCCGAGGAGAUUCGUGGAAAAAUAUUCACUGAUUUUGUUACGCAACCAGAAAGCGCCAAUGAGUCUUUGAGUAAAAAUAGUACAACCGAGGAAUGUAGAUUUGAAGAUACAAUGCUGCCCAAUAAAACUGCUGCCAUACAAAGUUGCCAAGUAGCGGCUAUAAUAGAGGGGCCUUUGAGUGGGGAUACACCUAGCAACCAUGGGAAAGAGAUGAGUGAGGUCGCUAACAAUGAAGCUAAAGAGGUUGUAAAUCUGACAGACUCUAAACAGAAGGAAUCAAUAGAAGUCAUAAGUGAAAGAUCGAAGACUGAACAGGACAAUGACGCAGCAUAUCAAAUAACUAGUCACAUAAUACCAUCAAAUGUCAAUAACAAUAUGUCUUUAAGUAUGCCAGAAGAACCAAAAGAUGACGCAACAUGUUCAAAACACAGUGGUGAGGUUGUGGUGAGUGAAUUUGAAAAUAAAUCACCUCAAAAACCCUCUCCUUGCAUCCAAGUGAAUGAAAAUAAACAAGCAUCUGACGCAUUACAAAUGGAUACAAUGAGCUGGAUCAGGGCUCUAAGAGAGGCGGCUACACAGUCUGAACAAGAGACGACAAGGCCCCUCCCAUCUCUGGAUUCUCCUCUGCAAGACUUCCAUACUCCAACUGGGGACACACCAACCCUCCAAACACAGGAGGAAUCACAAAUUUUACCUUCAGAGAAAUCAGAUGCCAGUAAUGCUAUCGCUGAUCUAUCAAAACCAAAAGAAUACAUUGCAUUACUUAAAAAGAAGCUAAGUAUUGACCUUCCCGACCCAGUGGAGGUUGGACCAAUCAAGAAAGAGGAUACUCAUAAAGUGCCAGUGUCAAGAGAGCCACAGUUGCCUAUUGAACAAGUGACGACUGAAGAGCUGCCAAAAGUUGAUGUCCCAAAUGUCAAAAAUGAAGAAGACCAGACUCGACCAGACCCUGUAGUCCAGGCCCCAACCACACGCACAGAGCAGAAGCCAGGGGAGUCUUUGGAAAAACAUUUGGAUAGCCAACCACUGAAUGAGCCACAGGGUCCCGCUGAGCUGCAGAACAGUGGGUCAUCCCACACAGAGACCAGUGCUUGUUCCUUUGGUGUCCCCCCUGCACCUCCCUCCCCUCCUGCACCUGCUCCUCCCUCUCCGUCAGACUUCCCCACUCCUCCUCCCACACCCCCGAAGACACAAUCACCUGAGGCCGCUCCUGCGUCGCCCCAAUUUCCUCCACCUCCUUCAGACCUUGAACACAUCCCCGAGCACACAGAUCCACCGGCUGUACCCCUCCAUCAUAAUUUAAGGAGCUCAGACUCUGAUGGAGCCUUUGAGACCCCAGAGUCGACCACUCCAGUGAAGGCAACCCCAGAAAUCCCCAACCAGCAAACAGUGGCCAGUGAACAAGUACAAGACUCUUCCAUCAAUAACACUGUGUCUGACUUGCCUUUUGAACGAUCCUGCAACUCCCCCUCCACUGCUUUUGAUGAAGAUAGACCUAUUGCAGCCAGUGGGUCCUAUAACAUUGACCUGUUUGCAGUAGAUUCAAAUCCCGCAUUGACCCGCUCCCUCAGUCUUCAGGGAGGAGAACUAGAUCAUUCCGACGUGCAGUUCGGAUCAGCAGGGUUCCGACCACAUUCCGAAUCUUUCUCUGUUGGAAGUGGGAGCGCACCAGGAACUUUGCAUCGACCUAAAAAAGUCAGAGGAGGUUCACUUAAAAAGAAGCCUAUUUUAAGACAGAACUCAAAUCCGGAAAGUGCAAAACCAGCGUCAUCCAGUAGCACGCCUGAGAUUUUAAAAAGAGCAAAACCUCGAACAUCCAGUCCCUUACAGCCUCAAGAGGAAGGCGAAACUGGAUCCGCGACCCCAAGUCCUGGCGGUACACUCAGACGAACAAGAAAGAACCGUGUAGUGACUCCACCCCCUCUCGCCGAAGAGACCAACACCACUCCGAACGACAAUUCAGCGGUCUCUGCCUUACCCCUGUGUCAAGAGGAGACCCAAGUCUCUACAAGUCCAAACCCCAAAGAAGAAUCACCCAUCCCACCCAGUGCCUCCUACAGUUGGGACCCAGACAAUAUUGACAAUAUCAACCCAUUCAAAACAGGAGGUAGUAAAAUCGCUAAUUCUCCUGUACUAGGACGUAAAGAUAUUUCUAGCACUGAACCUAUACGCACAGAAAGCCCCACUAUCCCUUCUUCAGAUCCCCUUCCUCCCAGUGACCCAGCUCCUUCUAAAGAGCCUAUUUUUAACCCAGAGGAGCAGCCGAUUUUGCCAAACCGUCAAGGCGUAAGGCUGGAGUUUGAUUACUCAGAGGAGAGUGGUGAGGCGGCCCAACAGGCAACCCCUCCACCCAAAAAACUGGGCAAAAAGCCUGGUGCCAAGAUGCCUCUUCGGAGACCCAAGCUAGGACUGAAAAAGCCUCCUCCCACACAGACGCAGGAGCUUGACAACAGUGCUCCAACCAAUGGGAACGAUGAUGAAAUCCCAGUGCCCAAAGUCUCAUAUAACUUUGAAGACAAGUGGGACGAUCCUAAUUUCAACCCGUUUACUUCUAAGAAAGGCAUUGGGAACUCCCCCAAGUUAUCUCGCCCCUCUCAUGCUUUUGACCCCAAUAACUUUGAUGACUCCAUAGACCCUUUCAAAUCGUCAAAUAAAAUCAGCAUUUCUCCUCCAAAGGCCUCUGCGUCUUUUGAACUGUCUGCAAAUGAUAAUGAUGUAGAGAAUGAUAAUGACAACGUUGGAGAACUGGAAGACCAAAAUCAGAACAAGCCUGCCAAGAAGAAGAAAACUCCAAUUAAAUCUAAUACUUUCAGAGUCAAGAGGUCACCAAAGAAAUCACCACUGUCAGAACUUGCUCAGGACUCCCCAGAAGACCCCGUGUCAAACCACCCCCAGGACGACCACGCCACAGACGAGGAGAAGCUGGCCUCCUCCUCCGGGCACAAGUGGAGCGCCCUGCAGAGUGUGGAGGCUGGUUUAAACUCUGAACAACAGGACUUCCCUCAACCUAGCGACCUCACAGCUUUUGUGAACGAGAGCAAUUUGCCCCUAGAGACCACAGGAGCUGACUAUGAGAUUGAAUACAUGGAGAAGAUUGGCACCUCUUCACCUCCUCUGUCGGUGAAGAAGCCAUCUCUGUACCUCAAGUUGGACUCAGUGUCUGACAACUUAAACAACACCACCCAUGGGUCUGAACCUAACUCGCCUUGCACUGGGAGCUUUGAGGAGAUGGAGGCGCAGAUCACAGCGGGCAUGAAGACCCCAAUCCUCAGCACACGACCUGGUCCAGAAGGCUCUGCCGGAGACAAGGGACGGAAGAGAGAGAGUGAGAAGCUCGCCCGAAACCAGAGCACAGACAGAGAGGAGCAGCCUGUGGGCCCUGCUCCUGCCCCGGACAUGCCCCUCUUAGAGCAGCUGUCCGAGUGUGGCGACCCCCUGCAGUACCUGGAGCCUGACCUGGCAGAGACCAACCCCACAGCAUUCGCCCAAAAACUGCAGGAGGAGCUGGUGCUUGCUGCCCUGAGGAUAGAGGCUCUGCAGGUAGCCAAAAACAUCUCUCAGUGCCCCUCCCUCUCCACUGUAUCCCCCCAGUCCUGCCCCAAGAAACCCAGCACUCGUCGAUGGAAUAUCAAUGGGUCGCCUCUUAUAAAACGAAAAGAAACCGCUCCAAAUGACAGUGCAGUAUCCAAGAAUUCCCUGUAUGCCCGGAACACCAGUAACUACAUGGAGGGAGAGAGCCCCCAUCUCCCCAGUGACAUGGACCACUCGCUGGGGAUUGCACGAGAAGAGAUUAUAACAAAAGAGAAGGAGGUCCUGGAGUGGCAAAAGAAAUAUGAAGAGAGCAGAGUGGAAGUGGUUGAGAUGAGGCGAAUUGUUGCUGAGUAUGAGAAAACAAUUGCACAGAUGAUCGAGGAUGACCAAAAAGAGAAGUCCCUGUCCCACCACACGAUACAGCAGCUCAUUUUGGAGAAAGACCAAGCUCUCGCCGAUCUCAACUCAGUGGAAAAAUCUUUAGCCGAUCUUUUCAGGCGCUAUGAGAAAAUGAAGGACGUACUAGAAGGUUUCCGCAAGAAUGAAGAGGUUUUGAAGAAAUGCGCGCAAGAGUAUUUAUCUAGGGUGCGGAAAGAGGAGCAGCGCUAUCAGGCCCUAAAGAUCCAUGCGGAGGAGAAACUAGACAAGGCCAAUGCAGAGAUAGCACAAGUGCGAGCCAAGUCCAAACAGGAGCAAGCGGCAUACCAGGCCAGUCUGCGCAAGGAGCAGAUGAAGGUGGACUCACUGGAGAGGACACUAGAACAGAAGAACAAAGAGAUCGAAGAAUUGACGAAGAUUUGUGACGAGCUGAUUGCCAAAAUGGGGAAGAGUUAGCCUCUCCAUGACACCCUGCAAAGAGGAACCCUGGAAUAAACUGGAUCAAAAAUACCCCACUUUUAAAACAGACUAAAGCUUUAUUUUGGGGUCUAUGUUCAUACAUGUACAGAAAUCCACUGGACUGGCUUCCUCUGUACCACUCUGUAUAUAGAUGUGAGUGUAUAUUGUACUGUUUUGGGGUCUGGUUUUAAAGUUUUAGAAAUGUACCAUAUCACUUGGGAGCGAAUGUUGUUGAGAAUACAUUGUUGACGUGAAUGACUGAGUUAAAUUAUAUCUAAUGAUGUUGCCAUGACAGCCACUGACGGAGAAGACUGUUUUACCCGUUCUUGUUGUUGUCUCCUCUUACAAGACAAAGAUAGAAGAGAUACAGAGCCCUACCUUGUUGAUACACCACUAAAAUAUAUCUGUAGCUUCCUGCAUGUAAGGAUAGUAAUAUUAAUGUUUGUAAAAAAUACUUCCGGAAAGUAUAAAAAAUGCAUUUUGAUAGUCAUUUGACCUGCUUCCUUCAUGUAACCUUGUAGAUAUUUGUCAUAGCUAUGAUAUUGUGUAACUUUAUUUUUGGGGGAUUUAUUUUGAUAUGACAAUAUAUAUAAACUUGUGAGUGUAUUCAGUUGUGACCAGGAGUAAUUUAAUUUGGAUGGAUGUCUUCGUACUGCGUUGGUCUUCGUGUCACACUGAUUCUCUGCACAGCUACUGUACAGCAUUGGCUUCAAACGUGCAAUAAAAGACGGCAAUACAACA
Molecule: messenger RNA, 5196 nt
Organism: Boleophthalmus pectinirostris (great blue-spotted mudskipper)
Lineage: Eukaryota; Metazoa; Chordata; Actinopteri; Gobiiformes; Gobiidae
Gene: tacc2
Product: transforming, acidic coiled-coil containing protein 2
Exons: 20
Coding region: 199-4452 (1417 amino acids)
Biological process (GO): mitotic spindle organization; cell population proliferation; cerebral cortex development
Cellular component (GO): cytoplasm
Source: RefSeq, a predicted model, not a curated record